This is a messenger RNA of Dromaius novaehollandiae (emu), 1762 nucleotides long. RefSeq names its product CD209 antigen-like protein C. Lineage: Eukaryota; Metazoa; Chordata; Aves; Casuariiformes; Dromaiidae. Bases 445 to 1329 code for a protein of 294 amino acids. The record is from RefSeq and is a predicted model, not a curated record. The transcript has 10 exons.
CGCCUUCUGAUGCGACAAUCUCCCGUUCGCCUGAGACGGCACGGAGGCUCCCCCAGCCUCCGGGCCAAUGAGCACUGACACCAAUAUGAGGAUGCUGCAAAUGGCGUUUAUUGUACGCAUGUAUUUGCUUAUAUACCUACAAGCAUACUGCUAUCUCUACGUCAUAUCCUUCCUCUUCCUUCCUCUUUCCGUGCCAUCGCGAGAUCUUCCGAUCGCCGUUCCCUACAGGAACCAGCCUCGGAGGGGCGAUAAUAACUGCCGGACGCGUUCAAGCGCCUAAACCGUUGCCCGUCCAGCGUCCUGGGGAAACAGCGGGGAUUCGUAGGCGUCGGGCAACGUUUUGGGGGUGUUUAGUAGUGUGUUUUACCUGCUGGAGUCGAUCCCGAGCGCAGAGCUCCCCACUUGCCGGUUGGUCACAUCGGGAUUUACUCCGUAGCCGGCAAAAUGACCCCGGUGGGCUCCUUCCGACCAGACUCCCCCGACAGCUUCGUCGACGAGGAUGACUACGAUGACGUGUCACUGUCUGAGCCCGAUCACGACCGCAAGAAGCCGCCAGCUGAAGACGACCUGCAAACCCAGAGGAGCAAGGGAGGUACAGGGGUUUACGUCCUGGCGGGGAAACCGGCGUCUUCGAGUCCCAUCAGAGCGGGCGACUCGGUGGCCGGCGCAGGACGAGGCUGCCGAGAGAAGCCGGUGGUGGUCCUCUACGUCCUGGUGGUGCUGAGCUUCGCCAUGUGGGUGGCCGUCCUCGCGCUCGUCGUGGUGAAGUACUCGGAGCUCUCGAGGGAGCUGAAGAUGUUGAGCUCUAACUACUCCGAGAGCGUGCUGCAGGAGCUGUCGGAGACGCGACGGGGACAAGCCCGCAUGAGGGCCAAGAUGUCCAGCUACUACCAGGAGCUACAGGGCAUCACAGGGUUGAUCUGCAAAACCUUCCUGGAUAACAGGAGGUGCUCGGCCGGCUGGAAGAUCUUCGAGAAGAGCUGCUACUCCUUCUCUGUGGAGACCAUGAGCUGGGAGGACGCCAAGCAGGUCUGCUUGGAUCAAGACUCUCACCUGGUCAUCGUUAACACGGAGGAGGAGCAGAAGUUCCUAAAAGACAAUAUUAACAGCAGCAGCACGUACUGGCUGGGGGUGACCGACAAGCUGGAGGAAGGCAGCUGGCUCUGGGUUAACGGGCAACCCGCCACCCUUGGCUUCUGGAACACCUGGAGAGAAAACAGAGACAGGGAGCAGCAGGAUUGCGGCAGCAUCGGGCCCGACGGCAUCUGGACCGACGAGCGAUGCUCCCGCGCUCACCACUGGAUCUGCGAGAAGUCCUGGCACUGCUAGGUCACGGCGGUGGAAGGGGAAGCCACCGCCUCCCCCUUGCAAACCCUGCAAAAAAAGAAUUGCAUUUUUGGGGUGAAAAUCAGCAGCCGGCGCGCUGCGGCGUUAAAACCUGCUUGCAUGCAAAAAAAAAAAAAACAACCCCGCUUUUCUCGGCGCCGUGCAACCUCCGCUUCCCCCCACGGCAUUUCGAGCAGCCGGUCGCGGCGUUGCAUCACGAUUUCGGCUCGCUUCUCCGAAAAGCCGGUUUCCGCCGGAGAGUUUUGGUGCUUCGAGUCCGCCCGGCUCUGCCCGACGUGAGCUCGGUUGCAACAAUGCAGCAAAGGCCGAGCUUCGCCUUUUUUUUUUUUUUAAGGGGGGGAAUAAACCCAAUUUUGCUCGGUUGUAAAUCUUAAUUCAGUGAAUUCUUAUCAAAUAAAACCUUUUUCUUAAGAAA